AUUUGGUAAUACUAGUAUAAUAGCAUUUAAGUCAAUCUUAUUUCAAAUGGUUGAUUAGCCUGUAAAGAAAGCUGUGAAUAAUUCAUUAUAUAAACUUGUUUUAAAUGUUUACGAUAUUCCAUUUCGAUUGAAUUCUUCACUGUGUGAGUCAAAUGCAUUUGUUAUAGACUUAAAGCAUACUUAUGGAUUGAAAACAUCAUAUCGGUGAGGAGAUUAAGCAGUUUUUAAACCGGACUGUGAUUGUGUGAAACGCCCACGCGCCCACUUGCCAAGUCAUCAGUUUCCCCUUGUCGGCCGGUCGAUCUUCUAAGUAGGGCGUUGCAGUAUGGGUAACUUCCUGUCGCGGGUGACGGCGGCCCGACGGCGUCUCAAGAACAUAGCAGACGUGUUCGAGGGUCGCAUACCGCGCGUCCUCAUCCUUGGGCUGGAUGGAGCAGGCAAGACUUCGUUCAUGUACAAGUGUAAGCUGGACCACGUAAUCUACGCGAACGAUGCACCCCGGGGUGUGAACAUAGAGCACGCCCGGCCCCGUUGGGGAGCCCGCCUGCAGCUAUACGACCUGCCGGGUUCAAAACUCUCAAGACACCUUUGGCACGACUGGUUCAAAAACGUGGAGGCGGUGGUGUUCGUGGUGGACGGUGGGGACCGGGUGCGGGCGGACGAGGCGCGCUUCGAGCUGCACGAGCUCCUCCAGAACGGCCGCCUCCGUCGGGUGCCGCUCGUCGUCGUCAAUAACAAGCAGGACGUUGAAGGUGCGAUGGCGGAGGAGGAAAUGCGGACUGUGCUGGACCUGGCCACCAUUCAGGACCGUGACGUCAGUCUCCACAACGUCUCCGCCGUCAACGGCACUAACGUCAAGCCCGUUCUCACUGACGUCGUCGACAAAAUUAAAGCAUUCCGUCACUACAAGAGCGGGUUGGGCGUUACCGGUAAGGCCGAGACACCGGGGUCAUCUAAAACCGGAAGUGAUAUCGGGAAAGAUAAAGAUAGUAUGAAGUUUUCAAGCAUUGAGGAUGCGGAUAAUAAUGACAAUGUGCCUUCUUUGUUCGGUAAUCUGAGCAAAUCUGAGCCAACCACUGACCUAGACGCGGUCAGUGACGUCGUUCCCGGCCCUUCCACUUACCAGCCCGACCAGCCGUUGUACGCGGGCCACUCCGGGCAACCCACCGCAAGCGAGGUGUCGAGCGAUGUUAGCAGCGAUCACAAACCCUCUUAUGAUAGUGAAAGCUACAAUGUUCAGAAUCCCGAUGGCGUUUUGAUUCAGCCCGUCGAUGGUAAUAUUGUAGCCAAUGAAGGCACAGAAAAUACUGGCCGAAGUGAAGAGACAUCCAGUGAACACGACAGCCAGUCCCAUGCCGAUAUUGCGUCUCAUUUAGACACAAACAUCAAUGAAUUUAACAGUUCGGAAGCGGAGGAUAUUUCCACUGAGGACGCUAACUCAAAUACUGUAAAUGCCUAUGAGGCGAGCGAAAGUGAAAGUGUUUCGGAACGUUUCGACGAACCCGAGCAAAAGUCCGCUAAAGUAGUCGUUGACGAGGCAAGCGUGGUUGAUGGUGAAAGCACGAGUAUUAGCGAGGACUCGGACUCGAGUGACGGCGACAGCGAGUGUGUAAGGGGGCUUGAAGACAUCGCCCGCCAGCAUGCCGUAGCUGUGUAAAAAUGUUCCAUCGGUGUUUGGGUUAGCCCUGGGUGCAGCCCUGUAGCCCUGUUGGUGUAGCCCUGUACCAGCGGCGGUAAAGUCGCCGUAAAGACUGCAAUAGCGGUGAUUCGUUCGCCGUGUAAUUCUGUUGUAGCGGCUGCUACGUCGCCGUGUAGCACUGCACCACCGGCGAUUGGUCGACGUGAAACUCUGUUACAGCGGCGGUAAGGUCGCCGUGUAGCAUUGCAUCAGGGUUGGUUGGGUCGUCUUAUUGUAUCGUAGUAUUGUUGCUGCGGAGUGUUUUUAAAUACAUGUGCUGUUGAAAUGGUAUUUCAUUGUGUUUAUAAACACAUGCA
Mya arenaria is the source of this 1995-nucleotide messenger RNA. RefSeq lists its product as uncharacterized. The record is from RefSeq and is a predicted model, not a curated record. Gene Ontology annotation, cellular component: cytoplasm. The coding region runs from base 326 to 1657 and encodes 443 amino acids. Lineage: Eukaryota; Metazoa; Mollusca; Bivalvia; Myida; Myidae. The transcript has 4 exons. Gene Ontology annotation, molecular function: GTPase activity; GTP binding. Gene Ontology annotation, biological process: intracellular protein transport; vesicle-mediated transport.